UGAUGAAGAAAUCAGCUAAUUUUGCCCUUGACUCAGUCAGAGGGCUUGAUAUGUACCCAAAGACAAUCAAACUUACCUACAAAGGCAACGAAGAGUUCAAAACCCUACUUGGAGGAGUUGUAUCUCUGGGAAUCAAAGUGGUGAUCCUGAUCUACACAUGGACAAUGUUCAGCAUCAUGCUUUCAAACAAGAACAGUUCAAAGAGCAUAAAUACUUCUGUCAAAAAUCUUAGGCAAGACAAUGACAUAGUUGAGCUACAAAAUAGCACAUUUCAGUUUGCAGUAUCAGGGAUAUUCAAUGGCUCUGAGAUUGACAUUAUGGCUUAUCCAGAAGCAUUCGUACCUGAAGUCAGAAUUAUCACUAAAUUAGCUAAUGAAACAAGUUACAGAAAUGAGACCGUUCCUUUAGUCCAAUGUGGAGACAACUUCAAGUACGAUAACCAAACUGAGGUGAAAUAUCUUGGAAUUAAUGAAUACUACUGCCCUCAAAGUAGGGACUUCAAAAUGCAAGGGAAUGUGCUCUCAGAUGCAUACCAAUAUUUCGAGGUCAAUAUUAAUAGAUGAGAUAAUGCCACAAGUUCAGUGACAUGCUUCUCUUCAAUCCUUAUCAAUCAACAGAUUGAAGAACUUGAAAUUGGAGUCUACGUGGUUAACUCAUACUUUGACUUUGAUGACUAUAAUAGUCCAAUCAAGACCUACAUUGAUGACAGAUUCUUUUAUUAUGUCGUCCCAGAUAGAACAUUAACUUCAAAUGUAUAUGUCCAGAAAAAUGAGAUUGAGACUCAGGAUAACUAUUUUGCCUACAAGCCUGGAGGCAAGAAGAGUGACAUCUAUGAGAUCAGGAGAAUAGACAACAGACUCUCUGUUGAGGACACUGCUUCCAAUAACUUGUUGAACUUGAAAUUUAUUAAAGAUCCCUUCACACAGUCAUACGAUAGAGGAGUUAUCACCAUUUUGGAUGUCAUUGGGAACAUCGGAGGACUGAUGGGAAUAUUCGUUGUCGGAGGAGGGUUUAUCGUCAAUCUCUUCUCUGACAAGCUCUUCUUAUACUCGAUAUUCUCCAAUAUGUACAAAGUGCAAAAGCCUUCAAAUUCUUCGGCGAUAAAUGCAACUUUACUCAAGAUUAACCACUUUGGAAAUGAAGAGUUUGGAAAUAAGGAGUAUGCUUCAUCUGAAGAUCAUUCAGAAAGUUAUUCAAAGAAUGGCCUAGCUGAGAAAGCCAAACAAGCGAUGCUUAGACGAGCAAAAUAUGAUUGGAAACUAACUGAUCUUAUCUACAACACUCUCAGUGUCUUCUCAGUUGUGUUCCGUUGCUGUCUCAACAAGAAGAACCCCAUGAACAUCCACCAGAGACUGAAGCUGUUUGAGAUUGCAGAGCAGAAGUAUGUCAGAGAACUUGAUGCAGUUGAGUUUUCGAAGAACAUGCGCAACCUCAAUACAUUGGUGGCUUCACUACUUGACAAGAAGGAACAGCUGCUGGUGCAACACCAAAAGUCGAAUGUGCUCAUUUUAGAUGAAUCUGUAGAAAGUGAAGAAAAAUCAAUUACUGAUGUUCCUAAACUGUUUUCUAAGUCACCUUUAAUAGAUAAUUAUGCUAAAAGGACCGAUAAACUUAUGGAAAAAUUAAAACAAGAGACCUGGGAUCCAAAGAGAUACAGAUUAAUUAGAGGAGUGUACUCAUCAAGACUUAUGGAAUCCCGUGCAUCUUCACCUCUAGGUGAAGAUCAUCUCACUUUAUUCGAAAAGAGGUCUCACAACACUAGUACAAGAAACGAAAUUAAGGAGAUUGAAGAAAUGAAAGGAACAAACUCAUACUGCGCUGAAUAUACCUGAAAGACAUUCUGUGAAAAUUCAGGAUCUCAAGAUGUCAUCAGUUGAAUAUGAAGAUUUCUAAUUCAAUUCUUUUUGUUAUCUCGAGAAGUAGGGAAAGAUGUUUGAAAAAGAGCCUUUGAGAUAUAUAAGACUAAUUUUUAGUUUGGUCCAAAAAAGUAUAUUCAAUACAA
Moneuplotes crassus is the source of this 2002-nucleotide messenger RNA. Lineage: Eukaryota; Ciliophora; Spirotrichea; Euplotida; Euplotidae. The record is from the annotation of a GenBank genome assembly.